AAUUUUUCAGAGCUAGUAUCGUAUAAGCGAAUUCCAAACUAAUCCUUGCAUGUGAGACAUGUGAACCAAACUGUUCCAAUUCAAUUCCGUUUUUCGUUAACGUCAUUCUGCUCGUAAUUCGUGCCUAUAUUUCUUAAUGUGUACAUUUAACGGUCUUGUAAAUGGCGUACAAAGCGCUUUGCAGGUCAACUGCUGUCCAAUUUUUUUCGCCCGCGAUGCAAAGGAGAUAUGAUGGCCGGGCGAAGUUUCGUGCCAAUUUUCCAUGGUUGUAGAUCAAUUCAUUCGCUUAGAAGAACCUUUAGACGUGCUUUACAAAAGAGACUUUUCAGUAAUGGCGCGAUACCUCCGCUUAACGAACCUCUUCCUAACAUGCCCGCUCCUGCACCGGACAUGGUUUGUGGAGCGGACUGGCAGAACCGGCAUGAUCACGUAACACACGUUACAACUCUUGAUAAUGGAAUCAAAGUAGCUUCAGAAGACUCAUUUGGACAGUUCUCCACAGUUGGUGUGGUAAUUGAUGCAGGCUCUAGGUAUGAAGUUGACUACCCUUCAGGUUUAUCACACUUACUGGAGAAACUAGCUUUCCAGAGUACAGUUGAAUUUCAAAGCAAUGAUGAUAUCAUGCAGGAGCUUGAAAAAUUCGGAGGCAUGGCAGAUUGUUCAUCAUUUAGAGAUGCCAUUAUUUAUGGAACAUCUUGCUUUACAAGUGGCCUGCCCACGGUGAUGAAGGUGUUGUCUCAGGCUGUUUUUCAGCCCCAGCUUACAGACCAAGAGAUUGAAGAGCAAAAAAUGGUAGUCCAAUUUGAACUUGAGAACUUGGAAAUGAGGCCUGAUCCAGAACCUGUCCUUACAGACUUAAUACAUGCAGCAGCUUUUCGGGACAACACCGUUGGCUUACCCAAGUUGUGUCCACCAGAAAACAUAGGAAAGUUUAAUUCGACAAUUUUGCAAGACUACAUGAAGAGAUACUAUCAGCCUUCCAGAAUAGUUAUAGCUGGAGUCAAUGUGGACCACCAACAUCUGGCAGACCUGACAAAUGACUACUUUGUUAACAAACCACCCAUGUGGCAAAGAGAAGGAGAGGCAACGGAGAGUCCGGAUAGAUCUAUAGCGCAGUACACUGGAGGCAUUGUUAAGGUAUUUUGGAAUACUCCAGGCCAUUUACUGAGUUCAUAUGUUAAUGUCAUGUGUAUUGAUUUUCAGUUGCGAGAUCUCACACAUGUGAUUGUCAAGGAAUACUUUACUCUUAUCAAUGGACCAAUAAAUGAGGUCGAGGUAGCAAGGGCUAAAAAGCAGCUCCAAUCCAUGUUGAUGAUGAAUCUAGAAUCCCGAGUUAUUGUAUUUGAGGACAUAGGAAGGCAAGUUCUUGGGCUCCACAAAAGGAAGUCUGCUCAGGAGCUAUUCCAAAGCAUUGAAAACGUCACAGUCGAUGAUAUUAAACGCGUCAGCUCCCGGAUGUUAGCGUCCAAACCUUCCGUUGCAGCACUUGGUAACCUGACCAACCUACCCAAAUUUGAAGAGAUCGAACGUGCGUUUUGUAACCGCGGCACCUUUAGCGGAGCAUCACGGUUUUUCCUUUUUAGGAAUUGAUGGCAUGGAAACCAAUCUAGGCACUGUUUUCAUCAUGCAAUCAUACAUCCAUGCAUGUUCAAGUAUUCAUACAAUGAUGUACAACAGUUGGUUGCCAGCACGGCGGGAACAUUUUAAAACGUCAACUAAACAGGAACCGGCGUUCGCUUUUCUAACACACGCCAUUGCAAAAUUUUCCUUCAGCUGGUAAAUGGUCUAGUGUGCAAGCCUUGUCCAAGUUCAUAAACACUGGAGAUAAUGAGUGAAAAAUGAGUUUCAGAGCACGAGAAGAAAAGGGUCACACUCUUCUUCUCGUAUCCUUAAUUUUAACCCCCCCCCCCCCCCCCCCCCCC
This is a messenger RNA of Orbicella faveolata, 1922 nucleotides long. RefSeq names its product mitochondrial-processing peptidase subunit alpha-like. Gene Ontology annotation, cellular component: mitochondrion. NCBI's taxonomy places the organism in Eukaryota, Metazoa, Cnidaria, Anthozoa, Scleractinia, Merulinidae. The record is from RefSeq and is a predicted model, not a curated record. Gene Ontology annotation, molecular function: metal ion binding; metalloendopeptidase activity.